Peronospora matthiolae is the source of this 357-nucleotide messenger RNA. The record is from the annotation of a GenBank genome assembly. NCBI's taxonomy places the organism in Eukaryota, Oomycota, Peronosporomycetes, Peronosporales, Peronosporaceae.
AUGCCAACGCUAAAAUCUAAAACAUCCUUGCGCGAUCUGCGUAGUGACAAGAUCAAGCAGAUCUGCGUACUCGUCACAGAGGACGAGUACGUCGUCCAUAUUUGGUUGGCACAAGUGUUUACUGAGAACGAACGGGUUCUCAGUAGCUCAUCGAUGGAUGAGAGUGUCCUCGAUGAAAAGACCCGGAUUGAGCGGUACACGUCUCAACGUUGGGAGUCUUUGAAGACAAAUCCUUUGUAUCAGGAUUUGGUUGAAUCCAGGGACGUUUUUCCUGAAUCCGUGCCAUGCGAGCUGCCCACGGACAAAGGCACUCGGCAUGGAAUCGAUUUGAAACCCGGUCUAAGUACUGUGUCGUGA